Messenger RNA from Debaryomyces tyrocola, 147 nucleotides. The record is from the annotation of a GenBank genome assembly. NCBI's taxonomy places the organism in Eukaryota, Fungi, Ascomycota, Pichiomycetes, Serinales, Debaryomycetaceae.
AUGCAAAAAAUUAAAAAGAAAUAUGCCGGUCCCAGGAAUCGAACUUGGGUUUCAUCGGCCACAACGAUGUGUACUGACCACUAUACUAGACCGGCUCUUUCAUGUGUUUUCGGAUUUGAAGCAGUAGGCAUUACUAGCACUUGUUAA